Messenger RNA from Aureobasidium pullulans EXF-150, 1805 nucleotides. RefSeq names its product CDP-alcohol phosphatidyltransferase. NCBI's taxonomy places the organism in Eukaryota, Fungi, Ascomycota, Dothideomycetes, Dothideales, Saccotheciaceae. The record is from RefSeq and is a predicted model, not a curated record. Gene Ontology annotation, molecular function: phosphotransferase activity, for other substituted phosphate groups. Bases 313 to 1434 code for a protein of 373 amino acids. Gene Ontology annotation, biological process: phospholipid biosynthetic process. The transcript has 2 exons. Gene Ontology annotation, cellular component: membrane.
CGAGGGUCCUCUCUCAGAAGACGCCUUGGCCAACCUCAAGCUCUACAAGUACUCGUCUGUAGACAAGUCUUUCACCUCGCGCUAUGUCCUGAAACACUAUGUACGUUGAUUGCGCACCUCUAUCAUCGGUCUCUCCAGCAAGAUUGCAACAAACACACACAUACGAAGGAAGAGCAUGGGGAAAGGGCAUGACGGAACCCUGCAUACAAGCAGACAUUGGAUACGCAAAGAGACAAGAUGGGCUGACAUUGGAUUGUUGAUGAAUAGUGGAACGCAUGCGUCGAAUUCCUGCCGCUAUGGCUGGCACCAAACAUGGUCACCCUGCUGGGCUUCUUCUGCAUCCUCAGCAAUGUCAUCCUCAUGCUCAUCUAUGACCCUGCUUUGACCGGCCUGGCUCCGUCAUGGGUCUACUACAGCUACGCCCUCGGCAUCUGGUCGUACAGCACCAUGGACAACAUUGAUGGCAAGCAAGCCCGUCGUACUGGCACUUCGUCUCCUCUGGGCGAGCUCUUCGAUCACGGCAUUGACAGUCUCAACUGCACCCUCGCAUCCCUCCUCGAAACAUCAGCCAUGGGUCUCGGCUCAACACGCCUUGGUGCUCUCACCGCGCUCAUCCCCACACUGCCCAUGUUCUUCUCGACCUGGGAGACAUACCACACCCACACCCUGUUCCUCGGCUACUUCAAUGGUCCUACCGAAGGCCUGAUCAUCGCUGCGCUCAUCAUGAUUCUCUCCGGCUACUACGGCCCUACCCUCUGGACAUCUCCGCUUGCGUCUCUCUUCGGCCACGAACAAUUCCUGGGCAAGACCAGCUUCCUCGAUCUCUGGGGUCCUAUUCUGUUGCUUGGACUCUGCCUGGCACAUAUCCCUGAUUGCGUCAACAACGUAUACCAGGCCAGAAGAGGCAGAAGUCAACCCUUGAUACCCACAUUGCUGGAGUGGGCUCCCAUCUUCAUCUUCACUGGUUCUUUGUGCGCAUGGCUGGGAUCACCUUACUCGCAUUUGCUCAAGGAUAACCACCUGUCUCUGCUCUGCUUCACCCUUUCACCUGCAUUCGGUCGCAUGACAACCAAAAUCAUCCUCGCCCAUCUCACUCGCCAGGAUUUCCCCAUGUGGACUGUCAUGCUGGCUCCCCUCAUCACCGGCAGCGUUCUCGUCAACUUGCCCUAUAUCGGUCUCCCCGGUCUGUCCGCAACCACCGAGCUCUGGUUCUUGAGAGGUUACUUCGCAUUCGCUACCAUUGUGUAUGCUCGCUGGGCCGUCUAUGUCUGCAAUAGCAUUUGCAACUACUUGGGUAUCAACUGCUUGACCAUUCCCGAAGACAAAUGGCUCGCAUUGAAAUCCGGCGCUCCCCCAAACCAAAGACCCGAGGCCACUCGUCUCGCAUCUGGAUCUGUGAGAAUGAAGGGCGGUGCCAAUGGCAAGUUUGCUUAGACCGCACCACGUCAUCGGUAUGCGGUAACACCUACCACUCGUCUUUGAUGUGUGUUUCUGCCACACGGGUGGGACAAAAAUGAAGGAUUCUUGAAGAUUGGAUGAUGACACGCUCGUUCUUUGAUUUUGCGUUUUCCAUGGAAGGAGGGAUGGUUGAUCGUCCAUUCCUUCUGCUUAUGUAUACAUGUAAUGAGGAUCUUCUUUUCCGCGACACGAUAGAAUGAGGCUUGAUGAUGGCCAAGAUAGAAAUGAAAAACCUAAUGCAUCGGAACUUUGAUAUUGUUCGGCUAGACUGUGAACGUGUUUGCUGAUGUUGCUUCGUCAGAUGGUCACACAGUCAGUGGCCUGUCAGUUAUUGAGAGAUGCUUUCC